CUAAGAAGAAGCAGGAUAUAUCGAUCAAAGGGGAGAUUGGGGUCGGUUCUCUCCCUUCUCCCUCACCCAGGAAAGGGUGUGGCUUGCGGUGUGUGACCCCCCCGCACCGGAGUUUCACCGACAGCUGUGCUCCGCCGGUUCCGCCGUUGCAACAAGAAGCGAAUCUGACCUUCUGUUAUCGAUGGAGAUCGAGUGCACUGGUCAAGGAUGAAGAGCAGCCCCCACAGGCCCCUGAUUCUCAAAAGACGGAAACGGUUUCUCCCACAGGGUGAUUCAUCUAGCACCCUGGUAAGAGAUGAACCAAAUGGUGGCUCUCCUAAACGAAAACAGGCAAGAACCAAUAGGCAUGACACAAAAAUACAAGACUCUGAAAUUCAGGAUGUUCUUCCAGGAAUUAAGAUCAUUAAUGACUCUACCAUGCCAAAUGCACAGGUAGUGACUAUUCCUCCUAAUACAGACAUCCAAAACAUCCUUGAGGCUCUGACAUCCAAAGGAAAAGAAUCACACAAUAAUGAGCCUAACAAGUUUAUUCACAUCAGUAGUGAUAUCAGCUCCAUCGCGAUGCAGACAAGAACAUUUAAAAAUGAAACCAGAUCCACAGAUGAGCACUAUGCUGCCAAUAAUGGAGCACUGAAAGAAGAAAAGUACAUUGGCCAAAACUUUGGGACAACAGGAGCAUCAACAUUUUGUACCUCGGAGUCACUGCCUAUGGGAGAAGAAGAACUGGAAGGAAAUGGCAGUGAAGAGACAGCUGGUUCUGACUUGGAUAACAGUCUGACAAACAUCCAGUGGUUGGGCAAGAUGAGCUCCAGCGGACUGAGCCCUUGCAAUGUGAAAAAAGAAACAGAGAAGGAGAACCAAACCCCCAAGCAGAAAACAGCAAAGGUUGAGGAAGAAUCUGCAGCUCCCUCCUCCUCUUCUUCAUGGCAAGAAUCUUUCCUAGAACGUCCCCCUUACUCUUAUAUGGCCAUGAUCCAGUUUGCCAUCAAUAGCACUGAAAAGAAGUGCAUGAUGCUGAAAGACAUCUACACCUGGAUUGAGGAUCAUUUCCCCUACUUCAAGCAUGUAGCCAAACCAGGGUGGAAGAACUCCAUACGCCACAAUCUUUCCCUGCAUGAUAUGUUUGUUCGGGAGACAUCGGCCAAUGGCAAAAUUUCCUUCUGGACCAUUCAUCCUGAAGCCAACCGCUAUUUGACACUGGACCAAGUCUUCAAACCGUUGGAUGCAGGGCCACCAGUAUCACCUGAGCUCUUGGAAUCACAGCAGAAACGGCACACCAUGGAUCUGCAAAAGAACGUGGGAGGCUCUAGUGGCAACAAAAGCGAGCCACGAACAGCUUGCCGAAAAAUGAAGCCCUUGCUGCCACGUGUCAGUUCUUACUUGAUUCCAAUCCAGUUCCCAGUGAGUCAGUCCCUCCUUCUUCAACCGUCUUCAAAGGUUUCUCCGCCUACAGCUCAAGGUGCCUCUGAGAAGAAGAGCAGCAAGCAGGUGCUCAUUGCUCCAAAGGUCUUCCCAUCCACUGGAGACCCCACAAGCUCCAUAAAGGUGGAGGCUUACUGUGGCGAAGAUUCAUCUUUGUUGACUUCCCACCCGUCUAGCAAGGAAGACGGCCCUCAGAUCAGCAGAGAGUCGUUCCCUUCUGCCCGGUCUGUUGAGAAGAAUGAGAGCUCUUCUUCCAGGAAAUGGGCUUCCCUGUUCUGCCCAGCAUUAUCUGUUAAAGAGGAACCAGUAUCGCCCGUUGAAGAGCUGAAUGUAUGCCUCCCAGGACCAUCUGUAAAGCAGAAAAGACAGUUUACAGCUCUCAAGUCACCACCACAGAGCACACUAUUAGACACCUCGGCUAUAAACAGGCAAGAGAGGCAUCAUGUAGGCAAAUCCAGAAGGAAACAACACUUAGCCAUGUCUUGCUCAGAGGAACCCCUACUGCUACUGCCAUCGAGUGGCAGUUCAGAUUCAUCCACACUGGAGCGUGACCUUCCCUUUGGGCAGGAGACUCCUCCUCUGAGAAACAUGGCCGACCUAACCUGCUCUCCAGGGGAAGGUGGUUCAUUUAAAACACCAGCAAAAGAGAUGUUGUGCAGGCUGCCAGAUUCUUCUAGCCCCAGCAAGACACCUAUACCAACACUGCCAUUUCUGGCACUUUCUGACACCUGGAGAUCAGCAUCCUCUGUCAAGGAAACAAAUGACCUGGAUAUCAGCCCGGCCAGAACUCCUCCAGGACCAUUAUUGUCCCUUCAGGAGAACGCAGAACUUCUGGGAAUUAGGAGCACUCCUCCAAGACACUCCCUGUGUGACUCCCCACAUUUGCCCUUCCUGAACGCAGGAGGCAAUGCUAUGGUCUCUGGGCCCUUAACGAGCUCUCCUGCACCCAGCAAACAGUCAUCUCCAAAGCUUCAGGAUUCCGUUCUUCCAGAAAACCAUUCAUUUCUGGAGGGGCUAGUCCUAGAUACCAUGAAUGACAAUUUGGGCAAAAUCCUACUAGAUGUCAGCUUCCCUGGUCUUGACGAUGACAACCUGGGUACUGAUUUGAGCUGGUCAUACUUAAUUCCUGAGCUGAAGUGAUUAAAAUUUAGCUCCGAGAUUCUGUAAACUGUGCACUGGAAAUAACCAAGGGGCACACCAGGAUAUGAUGUUAACUGACCACCUACCUUGUC
This is a messenger RNA of Pogona vitticeps (central bearded dragon), 2654 nucleotides long. The record is from RefSeq and is a predicted model, not a curated record. Lineage: Eukaryota; Metazoa; Chordata; Lepidosauria; Squamata; Agamidae.